CAUCAAUCUCUACAUCACAAUCCCAACCUCUAUCGCGUCUGCAUCAAUGGCUACUCCUUGGUGGAUCUUCGGUGCGCUCUCCGGCGCCAGCUCUGUCGCUUUUGGCGCCUUUGGCGCACACGGCUUGAAGGGUCGCGGCAUUGCCCCGGAGAAGAUCGCCAGUUGGCAAACGGCGGCGCAUUAUCAGCUCAUCCACUCGGUCGCAAUCCUCGUAGCAGAACAAGCCGCUCCAAAGAAUGUCUGGGCGAAAGGACUCUUCACUGCGGGAAUUAUUGGAUUCUCGGGAUCGAUAUACGCGUUGGUUCUCAACAAAGAAUUGAAGUUUUUGGGGCCUGUGACGCCGAUUGGAGGAGUUUGUCUGAUUGGAGGAUGGCUGGCUUUGGCGUUUGCGAGUAGAGGGAGGAGUGUGGCGAUUUCGUAGGUUUUGGGAGGAAUACGAGAUCAUGGCGGUCAAGCCAACGUCUCGCCUCUGUGCUCAGGAAUUUGUGAGGUUGCAGAGAACCGAGCGACUGGUAUCCGCCACUAGUGUUUGUCUAAUAGGCGUUCGCAAGUGCUUACGACAAGGCUAAGAUGAAGCACUGCUGCACUGCUGCAUUCUCAAGCUAUUCAUUCCUCUGUCUCUUGCUCUGAACCAAGAUCGAUCAAGUGGUUUCGGGUAUAUUUACUUCGACUUCUGCUGAACAACGAUCCGCUGACAACACGCGGUAUCUCAGACGACCACCUCUGCAAGACCUCAUACAGGGAUGCAUCUUUUUGUCUAUACAGGAACGCCACUGCAAGCCAUCUUGACGUGGUACAUCGCAUAUUCGCCACGUAUUGACACGCAGCAAGCAUCUCCAUGUUACGAUUUUUCCGUCGUGCUUGGCUAGAAUGGAGACCCUCGAC
Cercospora beticola is the source of this 885-nucleotide messenger RNA. RefSeq names its product DUF423 domain-containing protein. Lineage: Eukaryota; Fungi; Ascomycota; Dothideomycetes; Mycosphaerellales; Mycosphaerellaceae. The record is from RefSeq and is a predicted model, not a curated record. Gene Ontology annotation, cellular component: membrane.